Messenger RNA from Triplophysa dalaica, 1500 nucleotides. Its product is annotated as 2-epi-5-epi-valiolone synthase. The transcript has 6 exons. Lineage: Eukaryota; Metazoa; Chordata; Actinopteri; Cypriniformes; Nemacheilidae. Gene Ontology annotation, biological process: antibiotic biosynthetic process. Bases 159 to 1385 code for a protein of 408 amino acids. The record is from RefSeq and is a predicted model, not a curated record. Gene Ontology annotation, molecular function: 3-dehydroquinate synthase activity.
AAUCAGUCAUGUCUCCGAUCAUGAAACAGAAUUUAGAUUAAUACAUGCAGAUGACACAUGGAGCAGACAGACUACAGACUGUGAAGAUGUGAAAGGACAACUCUCAGACGCCAAACUGAGUCGACCUUACAGCAUGAAAGCACGGACAAGCGUACAGCAUGUGUGUACCAUGGGGCGGCUAUGAGUCAACUACAGAACAUGGAGUUACCUGGAUGGUGGUCAGUCCCAUCAUCUUCACCUAUCGAGUCAUGCAAUGUGAAAGAUUACUGGAUGCAAGCAAUGAUACCUUACUUUUUGGCCACAUCUUUAAUCCUACAGAGCUUCAAGCUCUUAAAACCAACAUCAAUGGAAUAAAACGGUUCAUCGUUAUCGAUGAUACAGUUAACCAACUUUACGGCUCCCAGGUUGCAGCAUACUUUGAAGCAAGAAAUGUGAUUUACAAGAUCCUGCCUUUGCCAACAACUGAAGAAAACAAAUCUAUGCUACUUGUGACCAAAAUCUUGGAGGAGGUCCAUAAAUUCGGUAUUGAUCGUCGUACAGAGCCAAUCAUCGCUAUUGGGGGCGGGGUGUGUCUUGAUAUUGUGGGUCUGGCGGCUUCUCUAUAUCGGAGACGUACUCCAUAUAUUCGUGUUCCUACUACUCUUUUGGCGUAUGUUGAUGCCAGUGUGGGGGCCAAAAAUGGAGUCAACUUUGCCAACUGUAAAAACAAGCUGGGGUCAUACGUGCCCCCUGUGGCAACGUUCCUGGACAGGACUUUUCUGCGCACUCUACCACACCGCCAUAUUUCUAAUGGGAUGGCCGAGAUGUUGAAGAUGGCACUGAUGAAACACAAAGGACUGUUUGAGCUUUUGGAGAACGAUGGCAAACAUUUGUUGGACACCAGUUUCCAAGAAUCAGAAGAACGUACAGAAAACAUGAAUAAAGAUGCAGCGAGAGUAUCAACUAGACUGGCCAUAGAGACCAUGAUGGAGGAACUCGCCCCAAACCUGUGGGAGGAUGACCUCGACAGACUUGUGGACUUUGGGCACAUCAUCAGUCCAGAACUUGAAAUGAAAACACUUCCAGCGCUGCUUCAUGGAGAAGCUGUGAACAUAGAUAUGGCUUUCAUGAUUUAUUUAGCUCAUGAAACGGGCUUGCUGACGGCAGAGGAAAAAAGUCAUAUCUUAGUGUGUAUGAGGGGUCUAGAGCUCCCUCUGUGGCAUGUGGAUUGCACCAUGGACCUCAUUCAGAAAUCACUUGCUGAACGACUCAAACACUCUGCUGGACGUCUGAGGAUGCCUCUACCUACAGGACUUGGCCAAGCAAGAAUCUUCAAUGACAUAGAAGACAGCAUCUUAUGCCGUGCAUUCAAGAAAUGGUGUGAUGAACAAAGAGUGGACCAAUAAACAUCAAGUAACAGUAUUACAGCACCUGAAAUGUUGAAUCUUAACAUAUUGUUAUAAAAAUAAGAAAUAUUUAAGGGAAUACACGAAUAACUGUGAAUAAAAACAAAGGAAACUG